Arabidopsis lyrata subsp. lyrata is the source of this 552-nucleotide messenger RNA. RefSeq lists its product as uncharacterized. Lineage: Eukaryota; Viridiplantae; Streptophyta; Magnoliopsida; Brassicales; Brassicaceae. The record is from RefSeq and is a predicted model, not a curated record.
AUGACGCGUCUCAGAUAUGAAAACGGUACGGCUUUGGAUCCCGUGGUCCAUCGAAUCUUGACCGUCCACUUGGGGCUUCCUUGGGUGAACAAAAUGGGCUUUUAUGGCCCAUUAAAGAUUUCGUUCUUUUAUCGUCCGCGAUCAUGGUUGAUCCGUCUCACCGGCAACAUCGCCUACUCUUUAGGGUUUAUACCUUCAAUGGAGAAACAGAGUCCUAAGCCAGUUUGCGGCCAAGAGGCUCUCCAACUUCUCAAUUGCGUCACGGAGUCUUCUUUCGAUCAAGAGAAAUGCCUCCGAUUCUUGCAAUCUCUCAGAGAAUGCGUUCUCUCAAAGAAAGUAAACAAGUUCUCGAUACCGAGUCAAGACCAAGACUCUGAGGGAGCAGCUUCAGCUACAACGAGACCUUCAUAACGUUCUUUGUUUCGAUUUAUUGUAAUGCCUCGGGCUCAUAAGUUGGGUCAUGUCACCUUUGUUGUCUUGUAUGUUGCAUAUUGCAGGCACUAAAGAGCAUAUAUAUUAGAAGAAAUAAAUGUUUCUACAUUUGACUUACCA